CUCUUUCAUGUCUUUUUUUCCUGUAUAUUGUCCACAUUUCUUAUAGAAGAUUACUUUGAACAAGAAAAAAAAAAUUUCUUAUUGCAUGUAUUUUGCUGCAUCAAUAAAUGUAUGUUGCACCAUCUCUUCUUCGGUUGAAUCGAUUAUUUUCACUGCCCUAAAAAUCCUUUCUAUCUUGGUAAAUGCAAAACAGAAAAAAAAAGGUCAAGAGCAGGCUAUUGUUGUUGAUGACAAUUUCAAUAAGUUCAGCUUCAAAUUGACCAGGCAAGUGACCGCUUCCCUUUUUUUUACUAACUAUGAUAUGAAAGCCACGAGGCAUUAGAAUAGGGACCCUUUUCCAUAUGAUUAGUUGCAUAGUUUACGUAAAUUUAUAUCCUUACUGUAUAUGAUCGCCGUUUAGUCUACCCACU
Molecule: messenger RNA, 410 nt
Organism: Radiomyces spectabilis
Lineage: Eukaryota; Fungi; Mucoromycota; Mucoromycetes; Mucorales; Radiomycetaceae
Exons: 1
Coding region: 86-322 (78 amino acids)
Source: RefSeq, a predicted model, not a curated record